Messenger RNA from Kogia breviceps (pygmy sperm whale), 2844 nucleotides. NCBI's taxonomy places the organism in Eukaryota, Metazoa, Chordata, Mammalia, Artiodactyla, Physeteridae. The record is from RefSeq and is a predicted model, not a curated record.
UUCUCAUAGUUCAUUAUUACAAACAAAGAACCCAAUUAAAAAGUGGGCAGAAGGCCUGAGUAGACAUUUUUACAAAGAAGAUAUAUAGAUGGCCAACAGACAUGUGAAAAACUGUUCAACAUCACUAAUCAUCAGAGAAAUGCAAAUCAAAACCACAAUGAGAUACCACUUCACACCUGUUAGAAUGGCUAUCACCAAAAAGUCUACAAAUAACAAAUGUUGGUGAGGGUGUGGAGGAAAGGGAACCCUAGUACACCAUAGGUGAGACUGUGAAUUGAUGCAGCCACUAUGGAAAACAGUAUGCAGGUUUCUCAAAAAACUAAAAAUAGACCUACCAUAUGAUCCAGCAAUUCCACUCCUGGGUAUGUAUCCGAAGAAAACAAAAACACUAAUUUGAGAAGAAUCUUGCACCAUAAUGAUCAUAGCAGCAUUAUUUACAAUAGCCAAGGUACAGGUGGCCAUGUCCUUUAGAGAAGAAACACAUCAAGAACUUGGGUCCUGGAUGAUUGUGCUGAACACCUGAAUUAAGCAGUGCUGUUUAAGCCACCUCUUUUGGAUUUCUUUUAAUGUGUGCCUGUGAAUCUGCGUGUGAUUCCUCCUUUGUCUCCUGCAGGGCUGGUUCUUGUGCUGAAACACCACAAUGGUGCUGCCCACAAACUGGUGUGUUAUUUCACCAACUGGGCAUUUAGUCGGCCCAGCCCUGCUUCGAUCCUGCCCCGGGACCUGGACCCCUUUCUCUGCACCCACCUGGUAUUUGCCUUUGCCUCAAUGAACAACAAUCAGAUUGUUCCUAAGGAUCCCCAGGAUGAGAAAAUCCUCUACCCAGAGUUCAACAAGCUCAAGGAGAGUAACAGGGAGCUGAAAACACUGCUGUCCAUCGGGGGGUGGAACUUCGGCACAUCGAGGUUCACCACGAUGCUGUCCACCUUCGCCAACCGGGAGAAGUUUGUCAAUUCAGUGAUAGCCCUCCUGAGGACACAUGGCUUUGAUGGUCUGGACCUCUUCUUCUUGUACCCUGGACUCAGAGGCAGCCCCAGGCGUGACCGCUGGACCUUUGUCUUCUUACUUGAAGAGCUCCUGCUUGCUUUCCGGAAGGAGGCGCAGCUCACCAUACGUCCCAGGCUGCUGCUCUCUGCUGCUGUCUCUGGGGACCCCCGUGUCAUCCAAAAAGCAUAUGAUGUGCACCUUCUGGGAAGACUACUGGAUUUCAUCAGCGUCUUGUCUUAUGACUUACAUGGAAGCUGGGAAAAGUUCACAGGACACAAUAGCCCACUGUUCUCUAUGCCCAAGGACCCCAAAUCUUCGGCAUAUGCCAUGAACUACUGGCGAAAGCUUGGGGCAGCACCUGAGAAGCUCCUUAUGGGGCUACCCACCUAUGGACGUACUUUUCGCCUCCUCAAAGCCUCUAAGAAUGAGUUGUGGGCAGAAGCUGUGGGACCAGCAUCUCCAGGGAAGUACACCAAGCAAGCUGGCUUCUUGGCUUAUUAUGAGAUUUGCUCCUUCAUCUGGACAGCGAAGAAGCGCUGGAUUGAUAAUCAGUAUGUCCCAUAUGCCUACAAGGGGAAGGAGUGGGUUGGCUAUGAUGAUGCCGUCAGCUUCAGUUACAAGGCAUUUUUCAUAAUGAGAGAGCAUUUUGGGGGGGCCAUGGUGUGGACAUUGGACCUGGAUGACGUCAGGGGCACUUUCUGUGGCACUGGCCCUUUCCCCCUUGUCUACACAUUGAAUAAUCUCCUGGUGAAGGCUGAGUUCAGCUCAACUCCUCCGCCAAAAUUUUGGCUCUCAACUGCUGUGAAUUCUUCAACAAUUGGCCCAGAAAGGCUGACUGUGAUCAAGGAUUUGACCACUGAUUUGGGGAUCUUGCCCCCAGGAGGAGAGGCUGUGGCCACCGAGACCCAUAGAAAGUCUGAAACUAUGACCACAGUCCCCAGAGGUGGACUUGUGACCCCUACAAGGGAAACUCUGUCCUUUGGAAAGCACCCCCUAGCUCUAGAAUGGAAGACUGAAACCCCUGGAGAGGAGACCAUGACCCCUGUGGGCCACCAGGCUGUGACCCCUGGAGGGAUAACUGUGGCUCCUAUGCAUCUUCAGACUGAAGAGAAAAUCAUGCCCCCAAUAAGGAAGGCUGAAGCCCCUGAGAAGAUGACCAUCCCCUCAGGAAAGAUGACAGUCACCCCUGCUGGGCAGACUGAGACUCUUGAGAGGAGAAUUUGACUUCUGAGGUGGAUCCUGAACCCCUGUUGGGUUACUCUGGUCUUCACACAGAAGCUGAAAACUGAAUGCUGCUCUCUGGUCUUGUCAUGUCGCCCCCAGGACACACUCCUCUUGCUUUUGACAAGCGCUUUGUUCCCACUGAUGGAAUCAUUCCUCUGAUGACUCAGUAACCCUUCCAAUGAGUCCUCUCUCUCUCUAAAGAAAGAAAAUCCAGAAAACUCUGCUGUGGACUGAGGAUCCUAAGAUCUGUUGUUGGCAGAAACUGGGGAAAGUCCUUGCCUUUUCUUCUAGGUCUCCUGACAGAAGCUGCCUGUGCCCAGACAUUCAUAAACCAUUGUUGGAGCAAAGCAGGCCCCAGGCCACACCGAGUUAAUCUCUUUUCUGUUGAAUAAACUGGAAGCAUAAGAAUUCAUUUGAGUUCUCUGAAGUUCUUUUCUUGAAAUGACCUGUGCUAGCCAGUUGUCAGCUUCUCCCUUUAAGGUCACUUUCCUCUCCUGUUAUUUUUGGAAAGAGGGAGUUUGUGUCUAGCCCAUGCUGAUGUGGAUUCCAGUGUCCAUUAUGUGCUUCCCUCUCUGCCAUGAACAACUGCUGACUUAACUGUUGGUCAGAGCCAGAAUCUCCUCUAGAGAAGUU